UGGCAAUACGAGUAGGGAAAAAAUAGUGCAGCCAGCCAAAGCUAAAGUGGCCUCUUCUGGAAAAAUACUGGAGUGGACGCGAGCGGUCCGGUUUGUCUGGGUGUAAACUCGGGUUUCGGGCUUUGAAAAAUGAUCCGGUCAUGGAGGGUGGAGCUGUAGGCCAAGCUGGAGAUGAUUUGAGACGGAAUAUGUUUAGAAAGAAGCUCCUAAAAUGAGCAGCGACAGCUAAGUUUACUUCGCGAGUUUAGCUAGCUCGUACUAGCUAGCUGACGAUAGGAGAGUUUUGUAGAUUAGCUGGUUCUGAUAAACCUGACCUGUAAAUGGAGUGGAUUCAUCAAGAUCUGUCACAAAAUCUGAAAAGUGAUGCUGGGAAACAUAGCCCGGGACCGGGACUCGGUGUUGGAUCGAAAUAUGGCUUCCCGGGUUUGGGCUCGGAUAAGCUGCCGGAGGACUGGUGCGACAGCGGCCUGGAUUCACUCAUCAGCACCGAGUUUAUCAGCAUGGACGGCUCCGACCCGGUCCAGAUCUCCGCGGAACCGUCAGACCCUCCAGAUCCCUGGAGCUCAGUCCGCUGCGGUGUGACUUCAGACGAGACCGAGAGGCUGGACUCCGCCAUCGGGGAUUCGAUCAACGACGAGACGGUGAAGAGUUUGUCUGAGCGCAUCGGUACCGUGAUCCUGAGCGAACCGACCGGUACACUGACACAUCGUCCCGGACCGGAAGUGGACGAUCGACGGAGAGAGGAGAUCUUCAACAUGCUCAGCUUCAUAUCAGAGGACGGAGACACGGCGCUGCACCUGGCACUCAUCCAUGAGCAGUGGGAAUUUUUUCAUCACCUGCUGGAGCUCAUCACCCUGAACCCCACCUGGACACCUUACCUGGACAUCCAGAAUGACCUGGGACAGACGGCGCUGCACAUGGCCGUGAUUGUGGGCCGCGGUGAGUGUGUGCGCGUGCUGCUGAGAGUCGGAGCGAGUGUGGAGCUACAGGACAGAGGAGGAAACACUGCGCUGCACCUGGCCGUGUGUGAGCUCCACGCCGAGUGUGUGAGGGAGUUGACAAACUCGAGACGCACUCUGCCUCAACACCUCAACCUCUACAACUACACAGGAGUCAGCGCUCUGCACAUGGCCGUACAGAAGGGGAGGUGUGACAUCAUCAGCAUGUUGCUGGAUGCCGGAGCCGACGUCAACCAGAUGGAUCAGGGUUCGGGCCGCUCACCGCUGCACUGGGCCGUGGAGUGUCAGAGCUGCUCUGCGGUGGAGCUGCUGCUUCGGCAUGGCGCUAGCGUGGAUCAGCGCUCUUACUCCGGACACACCGCGCUCUACUGUGCCCUCUACAGGCCUGACGCACGUCUGCGGGAGCUACUCCGGAGCGCCGGGGCGUCUGCUGUUGAGGAUGACGAAGAAGAGGACGACGGUGAGGAGGAGGAGGAGGAGGAGGAGGAAGAGCAGAGAGAGAGUGAUGAGGAGGAGUUUGAUGAUGUCAUCAUCAAUGGACAAAGAGUGCUGUAGCUGUCGAGAUGCACGAGACCGGGCAGACUAUCGUCAGCUGAAAGUGUGUGUGUGUGUGUGUGUGUGUGUGUGUGUGUAGCGGUACAGGUUUGACCUCGCCAUGCUGUACAGUUCGAUGCUUAUUAUUGAGUUUUCGGAGCAGUAAAACAGUCUGAAGCUCAGACGGUCAGGACUGCGUGAGGAGACGCUUCAGCGUGUUUUCGCUAACCCUCGGGAUUGUACUGUACGCUUUAGACCGCCAAAAUCAGCCACGCCCGUUUCUGUUUCACACCUGUACACCUCGACGAAGCAGUGGCAGCAAUUAGCUUCUUCAUUCUCUCUCUCAGAUCUUUACACUUCCUAGCCUUGCAGCUCAGCUCAAACACUCGGAGGUGGUGUGCGUCACACGUGUCACACGUGUUGUGGAUGUUCGAAAAAAAAUGCUAAAACUUCUUCAAGGAGCAAAAACAGAGCGUACAACUUCUCCGGACGUAGUCAGUCCGGGAGGCAGGACAUGACGAGUUUAGGACGUCGAAGCUGCGAGGUUCAUACGUCGACACGCAGGCCUCAGAAGCACCGUUUGGAUCAGUGAUGAGUUAAUCAGACACCGAAAAGAAAAUUCAGGACAUUUUCAGAUCAAAAACCCAAAGCACAAAAAAGAGCUGUAUUAUUAUUAUUAUUAUUAUUAUUAUUAUUAUUAUUAUUAUUAUUAUUAUUGAAUUAAUGUUUUGUACUGUUGCAUAGAACAAAAGUGCUAAAUAAAACUAUUACUAAACAAUUAGUUAAUAAAAACAUUCAUGUUAAUUUAAGGUAAUGUAAUAGUCAUUUAAAAAAAAAAGAAUUAAACGGGUCAAUAAUAAGCUUUAAAAAAUUCAGAGCCAUUAAAAACAAAAAAAAAAACUUUUAAUGCUGACAUUUUUUGAAAUGGUUAACAUUUAAAAAAUUCAUUCAUUUAAAAUAAACAAAUAAAUAAAUCAGUAGUUUUAAUUUCUUUAACAUAAAUGAUACUAUUUAAUUGUUUUUUGCUUUAUGGCAGCAGUCCAAAAUAAAAAUGAUUGAUUUUUCAGCAUUUUAUUGACAAGUUUGCCUUUUUUAAAAUUUUUAUUUGUUUUUAAUUGGACGUUGAUCUACAAAACUGGCCUGACAGUAAUUAAAAUUUUUUUUUUUUAAAGUCAUAUAUUAAAUAAUUAUAAGUGGAUAGCGUGCUUUGUAGGUGGUGGGGGAACAAAUCCUCGGGUGAAACUGGGGGCGUUUUUCGGUUGUAAUUGACACUUUUCUGAUUAUUUCCAUCGCUGAUGAAAAAUGUUUGGUGGGCAGAUGUUUGAAUGCAUCUUUCUGUAAGUUAUCAGAGGGGAAUCCGAAUCACGAAAUGAAAUAUACGACCGGACAUGGAGCUUUAUAACCAUCCGAACCACGUCUCACUUCAGGCCACACCUCCUACCUGAGUCUGAGUCCGAGUCCGGCUUCGUGAACCAGCUAGGACUGUUUAUAACUCUACACCAUUUUGUCCAUGGAAAAAAAGUAAUUGUUUUUUUUUUUUUUUUUUUUUUUU
Messenger RNA from Ictalurus punctatus (channel catfish), 3045 nucleotides. It is a transcript of the gene nfkbib, whose product is annotated as nuclear factor of kappa light polypeptide gene enhancer in B-cells inhibitor, beta. Gene Ontology annotation, cellular component: cytosol. Lineage: Eukaryota; Metazoa; Chordata; Actinopteri; Siluriformes; Ictaluridae. Gene Ontology annotation, molecular function: protein binding. The coding region runs from base 321 to 1514 and encodes 397 amino acids. The record is from RefSeq and is a predicted model, not a curated record. The transcript is spliced from 6 exons. Gene Ontology annotation, biological process: signal transduction; cellular response to lipopolysaccharide.